This is a messenger RNA of Pyrenophora tritici-repentis Pt-1C-BFP, 2229 nucleotides long. Its product is annotated as CASP-C multi-domain protein. Lineage: Eukaryota; Fungi; Ascomycota; Dothideomycetes; Pleosporales; Pleosporaceae. Gene Ontology annotation, biological process: intra-Golgi vesicle-mediated transport. The record is from RefSeq and is a predicted model, not a curated record. Gene Ontology annotation, cellular component: Golgi membrane.
AUGGAGGGAGGAAUGGACUUGGAAGAGCGCAUCGAGACGCAAGUCAAUACCGACACGCAAGCGCCUGGCGCCGAAGAGGAGCAAGAAGAAGAGAACAAGUUUCAAAAAGCCAUCGGCGCAUGGCGGAAUAUCGACCUUACUACGCUUAUUCCACAGCUCGACACGGUAGCCUCUGACCUCGUCGCACACCAGCGGGACACUCUCACACAAAGGAAAGACCUCGCGCAAAAGACCAAGGAUUUUAGGAAACUCGAUGAUGCGAGCAAGCUAAACGACAUCAAGGCCCUCUUGAAGUCAUACCAGAACUUUAUUGAUCUCAUAUCCAACCAGUCCAAGACGGUACAGGCUGCCUUCUUCCAAGUCUACUCGCCGCUUUCCGAAGCGCCCGACCCGUAUCCUCUGCUUGAAGCCUCGGUCGACUCGCUCGUCACAUCCGAGGAGCUCGUACCAAAACUCACGUCCGAGAACGAGCGUCUUCAGAAGACGGUAGCCAAGCUCACCACACAACUCGAUGAUUCGGAGAAGAAGCUGGAGGAAGAGCGAGCAGCCCGCAAGUCGCUCGAAGAUGCCAGGGAUAGCAAGAUCAAGGAAGUCGAGGCUUCGUGGUCGGCUGUCUUGAACGAGAAACAGGACAACUGGCAGUCCAAGGAGAGGAGCUUGGAGGAAAAGGUCGAGAACCAAGAUCGCCUGCUCAAGGAACUCAAGGCCAGCUACGAGGUCUCGCAGCGGCUUGGCCAGGGAGAGGCGGCCGAAGAGGAGGGUGGACGAGGCGCCACAGCUGCAGAGCUCGAGAUUGUCAGCUCCGAGCUUGAGCGAACAAGCCAUCGUCUGGCCGAAAUUACUGCCCGAAACGAACAGUUGCGCUUGGAACUGGCCCAGUCUGCGUCCGCACCAGCCCAACAGGUUGCAGUCGAAGACGACCCCGCCUUCCUACGCCUACGAUCGGAGAACUCUUCGCUGCUACGGAAGCUGGAAAAUGCGCGCUUUGAGAAGGAUUCCGAGCGCACACGCCUAGAGACGGAGACACGAAGCUUGGAGAGAGAAAUCAAGUCACUGAAGAGUGAGAAGGAGGCGCUUCGCGAAAAGGUCCAAAAAUGGAGCGACUACGAAAAUGUCAAGCAAGAGCUGGAGGUGCUAAAGUCAAUCGAGUUUGCAACAGGAGAUGACGACGACGAAGCAACUGAAAUCACUCUAUCCCAGAACGGUGCAUCUGGCAAGGGCAAGGGCGAAACCCUGGAGCAGCUCCUGCUUGCUCGCAACAAGAAGCUAAGCAACGAGCUCACAGUCAUGCGCGUAUCGCACCAAGACCUUCAGAGCAGACUAGAAGCUCUCCAAGAGGAGCUCUCCAAUACAAACAUGGACUUGGAGAAGUCGCGACAACUCAACGAGACCCUAGAGGCCGAUCUCGAAAAGGUCCAACAGGAGGCUACAAAUGCCUUUGACCCGUCAGGCCAAUCAGUGGCUGGUACAUAUGUGUCGCGGCACCAACAGUCAUCGUUUGCUGGACGACGAGGUCGGUCAUCGCCUACGUCCUCGAUCAUUUCUGGCUUUGAUAACUCGUCGCAUACCACGACACUUGCGUCUCUUCGCGCGGGAGGUGGCGGCGGCGAAGUCAUGGGUGGUGGCUCCGGUAUCUUGCCCAUGGUCACCGCACAACGUGACCGCUUCAAGAAGCGCAACUCGGAGCUCGAGGCCGAGCUACAGAAGUCCUACCAGACCGUUUCCUCACUACGGAGCGAGAUUGGCGCAUUGCAGAAAGACAACCUGGAUCUGUAUGAGAAGACGAGGUUUGUCAGCAGCUAUAACGCUGUAAAUCGGGGCCCGGUAUCCAGUGCGUCGAGUUAUUCUGCGAACCCGAACCCGUCUGCUAUCAAUAUUGGAGAUGAAGGUUCAGCAGUCGACACCAAAUACCGGUCUGCAUACGAAUCCAACCUCAGCCCCUUUGCGGCGUUCCGAGGCCGCGAAAGUGCAAGAGCAAUGAAACGCAUGCACCUUUUCGAACGCAUGGUACUGCGCGUAACAAAGUUUGUCCUCCAGUCACGGACAAGUCGUAACAUGUUCGCCGGAUACUUGUUGGCACUCCACUUUAUGGUGUUUUAUUUUUUGUUUAGUUAUGAAACGAGUGCAGCAGGUGCAGCGACCAUGGUCGGGCCCAGCGUACCCGGAGGACCAGCCCCCGGACCGGAAGAUGCAGCAACUUGGCAUAAAGAUGAAGCGGGGACGUCGUAA